Cheilinus undulatus (humphead wrasse) is the source of this 2434-nucleotide messenger RNA. RefSeq names its product oxidative stress responsive serine-rich 1 (gene oser1). NCBI's taxonomy places the organism in Eukaryota, Metazoa, Chordata, Actinopteri, Labriformes, Labridae. The transcript has 4 exons. The record is from RefSeq and is a predicted model, not a curated record. Gene Ontology annotation, biological process: cellular response to hydrogen peroxide. The coding region runs from base 399 to 1445 and encodes 348 amino acids.
GUAAUCGGGGCUACGCGUUGUUGCAGAGUCACUGCGACUGUUCGACUGUAAACAAGGAGCAGAGGAGAGUCGGUGUUUACCAGCAUUAACGUCUGCUUUUCUAUGUUAGCGUUUAAUUCUGUCAAUAAGGAGUCAGUUAACUAGUGGAGGGUCUGCCUAUCCAUGUCUAGCCUGCCAGUAGAAACACAGGUCGUGCUUUUGCGGAGACACUACACGGAGCUAGUCUAAGCUAGCCUGUUAGCAUCCUUAGCUUGAGUUAGCCACCUAGCUUCGCUGGCUAGUCAACAUCCACGGGUGUGCUGCGUGGAAACACCCUUUAUGCACCGAGUAUCUCUCUCUUUACUACGACCAGGAUAUCAUCAACCCUGGGUGGCUGGUCAGAGCAGCCUCCUCCCACCAUGGAGGCAGGAGGGAAGGACUGUGAGGAGGAAACUCUGCAGACGGCGUUCAAGAAGCUGAGAGUUGACGCUGAGAGUUUACCUGGAGCUGUGAGCGUUUCGGAGGCGUUAACUCCCAGAGCAGCGUCCCGAGCUUGUCUAGAAUCAGGCGGAGCAAAGCCCAAACUGAGCUGCCCAAAGGACAACUGGCACGGCUGUAUGAGGAAAUCCUCUCGAGGAGCGUCCAGAACUCAGCGCCGUCGGCGGUCUAAGUCCCCGAUCCUGCAGCCUCCUAAGUUCACCUACUGCAGCAACACAGCGUCCUCCACGCUGUCGCCCCCUGGUGGCUGCCUGAAACACCAGCGCCUGGCUGUCCCCGAUCCGACAGAGUCUCGAUCUGCAGCAGACGGAGCAGCGGCAUCCUCAGUCUCUGUCCCCGCCCGAAAUGAGCUCUCUCCUUCAGGUCACAUUGCCCCCUUUGGAUCCUGUGCUGGUUUUGAGACACAGGAGGUCACCGCCACUGUCGUGACAUCAUCAAGUCAGGACAGAGGGAGCUCUGUGGAGUUGAGCGAAGAGAACGGCGUGGAGAAAAGUGCCUGUGAUGGAGCAGAGUCUGCAACGAUACCCAGACCAACAGAAGCUGCUGACUUCAGAGCAUUAUCAGAGCUCCACAGCAACUCUGAUAACGGCGCCAUCGUUUCCUGCUCCUGCUCCCGGAAGAAAAGCUCCAGUUCUCAGGACGGGGGCGCUCAGGUGGCCCAAUCCCAGUGCCAUUGUCAGUCCAAUCAGCAGGGCUGGGCCGGCGUGGAGGUGUACUCCUUCACUGGGCUCAGAAACGUCAUCUCUGAGUGCGAGAGGGGCAUGCCGAGCCACGCCGACGCCACCAGAACUCUCAGCACCAACACUAACGCCGCCACAGCCUCUCCAUCGGGCUCCCCCCGCUCGUGUUCAGAGCAGGCACGCGCCUACGUGGACGACAUCACGAUAGAGGACCUUUCUGGCUACAUGGAGUAUUAUCUCUACAUCCCCAAGAAGAUGUCACACAUGGCCGAGAUGAUGUACACUUAAAGAGUUAAUAUAAGGAAGAGAUUACAGAGGCGCUCUCUGAGGAAUGUCAGUAGUGGCUAGCAGAGUGGAUCAGGCAUGAAAAGUUGUGAUUAAAAAGUGCAACAUCAACUGAUUUUACCCCGUUUUCCUGCUUUCCCUCCGUUUAAUCAGGACUGGCAGAAACUACGUCUACUCCUCAGUUCUGUCUCUCCCCCCUCCCUCUUUGUGCUACGUUAAAUUUUUAAUUUCCAGUUUACAGAUGAAGUUGCCAAAGCUCUUGGUGCAGAAGGACAUAAUAGUAGGAAUAUAUGCAAACAUGUAAGACAAGUGUUUGUGUCUGGGUUUCACUUCUCUCAAUAAAGAAACAAACUGUAGAAAUGAUCUCAGCGUCUCCUCAGUCAGCGUGGAUGGUGAAGGAGAACGACUGUCAGCUUUUAUGCCAGUGCUUUUAAGGCUUGAAUUCAUAAUGUCAUGUUUUUAUUACAUUGAUAGUAUUUGUCCCCUUUAGUUUAACCUAUGGUGCUCUAACUCAGCGUUUCCCUGCAGCCACAGAGGUGUGAAACCGUUCCACUGCUGCUCCUGAAUGUCUCAUUUCUCUUUAAAAACAGCUCAGUCAAAGCCAUCUGAACGUUUACCUUUUUUACUAGGGAUGCACCGUAUUAUCGCUCUGAUAUCGGAAUCGGAUAUCAACAUUUCUGCUGAUAUUUCCAUCCAUAUUUUACCUAUUUCAGCCAACACUGACUCUAAAUUUUGUCCAUAUAUCCUCAUACAUUAUUGGAGACCUGUGUCAGCUGAGGUCUUCUUUAUUUAACCUCAUUCUUUAAACUUUCAAGUGUUUUUAGGGACUAGUUUGUUUCCUUGAUCAUCCUCAGGGUGCUGUACUCAAGACCACACUAUCCAAGACCAAGACUUUUGAGGGUCAAGACCAAGUCAAGACUGAGACCAUAAAAAUCUGUUUUUAAAAGCCAUGACAAGGUCGAACAGUAAAAGAGCAUUUUCUCUUUCAUCUA